Messenger RNA from Nycticebus coucang (slow loris), 1496 nucleotides. RefSeq lists its product as uncharacterized. Lineage: Eukaryota; Metazoa; Chordata; Mammalia; Primates; Lorisidae. The transcript is spliced from 3 exons. Bases 79 to 789 code for a protein of 236 amino acids. The record is from RefSeq and is a predicted model, not a curated record.
GGGUCGGAGAGAGGAGGAGACUUUCGCAGACGCAUGUAGAAGGACAGGAGGAUCAGAGCCCGAGGCAGCGAAGGUGAAAUGAGCGCAAAAAGAAAAAGCUACUCCGUGGAGUACAAGAAAGGAAUCGUGGAAGACUCUUGGGGCCAAAAUCUUACUGCUUUCUGUAAAGAGAAGAUGUUGAGUAUCCGAUUGGUCCGAAAAUGGCGAGCAGAGUAUGGUAACCUCAUUGAACAAGUGGACAAGGGAAAUGCUAAAAAGCGCAAGUGUGGAUCGGGUCGGCAACCAUUAUUUUCCGAGCUGGAAGACCUGAUCUGUGAAUGGGUUGUUGACAGGAGAGCAAAGGCUUUGGUUGUGAAUAGGGCUCAGAUCCAAGAAUUUGCCCUUGCAAUGGCACCACAGUUUGACAUAGCCCCCGAAGACUUCAAAGCAUCACAACACUGGCUGGAUAAUUUCCUUCAGCGAAGUGAACUGUCUUUAAGAAGAUCCACAGCAUUGUUCAGGCUGGAAGAUACUCAAGUUACUACCGUAUCGUAUACAGGAUCAAGUCCAGAUCAAAGAUGCGAACCACUCCCGCUCAAACCAAGGUGGAAAGGACCCUACAUCAUCAUCCAGACCACACCCACGGCAGCAAAGGUAGGGCCUCACCAGGAUCCAUCACAGCAGGCUAAAGAGAGCUGUGAGGAGCAAAAACAAGUCCUGCCAACCCUGCAAGGUAACUUGAAGCAAUCGCCAUAUCCUGCUCCAGCCCCAUACUGGGAGCUGGCUGGUCAACGCAAGGCUGAAGCCUGAGGAAACUCCUCACGGGACUUGUCUUAAUUAGACUUUGGACUUUGGGAAAGUAGAAAGAAAAAAAAAAUUAAUUUGUGCACCCGCACCACUAAGAUAGAACUCUUUUACUAACCUAUUCCCAGGAAUGGAAGACUGGUUUACUAGGGUGUGAGGCAAUGUGCUUAGAUCUGUUCUUUUCUGUUUUUUCAUUCUCAUCCUAAUUUAUAGUCUUGUGUCCCUUUCAAACAUCUUAUUACUAAAUUACGAACCUGCUUGCUCUCCCCACACUUACCAACUCAGCUCUUAAUGGAUGAAACUUCUAGGAAAGUUCCAGACAAGGAGAAUGAAGGAGCUAAGGAAAUUUCACCCCAAAACACGAUUCUUUGGUAUAAAGAAUAUUUUAAAUUUAACGUCCUUUUUUGACCAGAAAGCUCCGGCCUCUCUAUAAAACCUGAGUAAGCUGAUUUAGAAUCGGAAAAGACUGCAGACCUCCUUAUCAUAUGCUAAUAGACCUGGUUCCAAGGUAAUUUAAAGCACAAUACCUUUCUUUCAGGUUAAUUUACAAAUCAAUCAGUUUCCAACCCAUCUACACUCCCCCUCCUAGCAACCACUUACUAAAUUGUAAUCUUGCCACAUUCUCCCCCCACCUUGCUUCCAAAAGGUAUCUGAUCAUCCCUGAAACUUGGGGAAUCAUUCUUGUGGUUCCCCCCAUCCUCAUAGUAUUUGGA